Molecule: messenger RNA, 2665 nt
Organism: Thamnophis elegans (Western terrestrial garter snake)
Lineage: Eukaryota; Metazoa; Chordata; Lepidosauria; Squamata; Natricidae
Gene: PIAS3
Product: protein inhibitor of activated STAT 3
Exons: 14
Coding region: 366-2300 (644 amino acids)
Biological process (GO): regulation of transcription by RNA polymerase II; protein sumoylation
Molecular function (GO): transcription coregulator activity; SUMO ligase activity; zinc ion binding
Source: RefSeq, a predicted model, not a curated record
UCUUUGUCUGUCUCCCCCUUCCUUCCUUCCUUUUCCUUCGCACGUGAAGCGAACACGCGUGCGAACGGGGCCACCCGGUUCUUUCUGCUGCUCUCCAAGCGACCAUCCCUCCCUCCCUCCCUCCCUCCGCCUGCGCACGCGGUUGGCACUUUGGCCACGCUCCCUAAAAAGCCGCCUUCCCUACAGCGCUUCCCAAGGCCCCGCCCCCUCUCCUCCUCCACUCCCUCCCGCCCUUCAGAAGGGAGGGAGGGAGUGGGGCGUGGCCAAGGCCUGCGCUGCUGUUGCUGGCUGCCUGUCGCGCGCUUCUCCCUCGGCCUCGGAAUUUCUCCCCGCUCCCUGGGCGAAGGGGGCGACGAUGCCUCAAGAUGGCGGAGGCGGCUGAGCUGAAGCACAUGGUUAUGAGCUUCCGCGUCUCGGAGCUGCAGGUGCUUCUGGGCUUCGCCGGGCGGAACAAGAGCGGGCGGAAACACGAGCUGCUGACCAAGGCGCUGCAGUUGCUGAAGUCGGGCUGCAGCUCCGCCGUCCAGAUGAAAAUCAAGGAGUUGUACCGGAGGCGUUUCCCCCGCAAGAUCCUCACCCCUUCGGACUUGUCCAUGCUCCACCUCCAAGCCGGGCAGCUGCCCUCGGCCACGGCGUUGACGCAGGGCGCCAUGUGCCACCUGCCUUACGACAACGGAGGGGUAGUGUCCGGAGUGCCAUCCGGCAUGCUGCCCCCUGUGCCGAUGCUGGGCUCCAAACACGAGGCCGACGUGCCCCACCUGUCUCCCCCCAUCCACCCGGUCCAUCCGGACGUGAAGAUGCGCCGGCUGCCCUUCUACGACGUUUACGACGAACUCAUCAAACCCACCACUUUGGCUUCGGUGAACAGCCAGAGGUUCGAGGAAGCCCAUUUCACCUUCGCUCUCACUCCUCAGCAGGUGCAACAGAUUCUCACUUCCAGAGAUAUCUUACCUGGUGCCAAAUGUGAUUAUACUGUACAGGUGCAAUUGAGGUUUUGUUUAUGUGAAACCAGCUGCCCGCAAGAGGAUUAUUUCCCUCCCAACUUGUUUGUUAAAAUCAACGGGAAGCUCUGCCCUUUGCCCGGUUACCUCCCUCCCACCAAAAACGGCGCCGAACCCAAGCGACCAAGCCGGCCGAUCAACAUCACGCCUUUGGUGCGCCUCUCGGCCACAGUCCCCAACACCAUUGUGGUCAACUGGUCAUCUGAAUUUGGCCGGAAUUACUCCCUCUCCGUUUACCUGGUGAAGCAGCUGACCUCGGUAACGUUGCUGCAGAAGCUGAGGGCCAAAGGGAUCCGGAACCCGGACCACUCCCGAGCGCUGAUCAAAGAGAAGCUGACGGCUGAUCCUGACAGUGAAAUCGCCACCACAAGUUUGCGAGUGUCACUCAUGUGUCCGCUGGGCAAAAUGCGGCUGAUCGUUCCCUGUCGUGCCUUUACCUGCACCCACCUGCAGUGCUUCGACGCCGCCCUCUACCUGCAGAUGAACGAGAAGAAGCCCACCUGGACGUGCCCCGUCUGUGACAAGAAGGCGCCCUACGAGGGCUUGAUCAUUGACGGGCUGUUCAUGGAGAUCCUGAACUCCGUGACGGACUGCGAUGAAAUCCAGUUCAUGGAAGACGGUUCCUGGUGUCCCAUGAAGCCCAAGAAGGAGAACCAGGAGGUUUGCCAACCCUCCACUUACAAUGGACUGGAAGCCUCCCUGUACACAGUGAGCUCCGAUGGGAAGCAGCUGCCCGAAAACAAGAAGAAGGUGGAGGUGAUUGACCUGACCUUGGACAGCUCGUCAGACGAAGAGGAGCCCCCUGCCAAGAAAGCCUGUCCCGUCGCCAUUGCAGCCAUCCUGCCAUCAGCCGGACCAAAAGGGGUUUUAAACACAGACCACCAGCCUUCCUCCGUGCUGCGGAGUCCUCCAAUGGCUGCAGUGGGCAGCGAUUACCUCUCCAGCCUCCCACUGUCCAACUACCACCCUUCUUAUUCCGUCCCUUCGGACAUCCAAGGUCUGGAUUUGUUUUCCUUCCUUCAAAGUGAAAAUCAGCAUUACAACCCUUCCGUCAUCACCUCCCUGGACGAACAGGACUCCCUGAGUCACUUCUUCCAGUAUCGGGGGCCCUCCCCGCAUUUCAUGAGCCCCCUGGCUCCCAUCGUAGUGGGAUCCCACAGCGGGGUCGGCUCCCCCACCAGCAGCCGCAUGAACAGCGUGGUCUCUUCGCCCACGGCCAGCUUGCGGGAGAGCCAUGGCACCAUGGGAAGCAGCCCGGCUCUGCCAGGAUGUCGGCCGGAUAUCAUCUCUCUGGACUAAAGAUGGAGACGCCCUUGGGGGGAGGGGAACGACUCCAUUCCUCUCCGGAGGAAGGCAGAAAUUUCGGCCACCAAGGCGACAUGUCAACGGCUGAGAAGACAGACACGUGUUUUUAUUUGGUGUGCGCCACCGUCUUACGGAAAAUCAUGGCAUUUUUUUUAAAAGAUGGAAGCUCUCCCGGAAGCAUAGCGAUCGCAGAGGGAUCCGUCUCUGAAUCAGAAGAAUCACGGCUAGGUUUUGAUCAUGGGAUCCUUAAGCCAGCAUUAAAAAGGCAUUCAAUGACCUGCUCUAAAGGUAAAAGGUUCCCCUUGCACACGUGUGCCAGUUGUUCCCGACUCUAGGGGGCAGUGCUCAUCUCUGUUUCA